GAAACAGCGUGGUGAUUGGCUGGAGCGGUGGUCCUCCGCCAAUCAGCGCGCCCCUCCUCUCUAACUGUCAGCCUCGCUCGGGAAAGAUCUGGUGGGGGCGCGUGAAGGGGCUUCCUCCGGGUGGCGACGAGCGCGUGCCCGCCUUGGCCCAGCAUGGAGGGAGCGGCGGCGGCCACGGCGAAGAGGACGGGCGCGGGGACCGGGGAGAACGGCGGCGGAGAGACCCGCCCCCGAGAGAGAAAAGUUUACAUGGAUUACAAUGCAACUACUCCUCUGGAGCCAGAGGUCAUCCAGGCCGUGACGGAGGCCAUGCAGGAAGCCUGGGGGAAUCCCAGCAGCUCGUACCUGGCAGGCAAAAAGGCCAAGGAUAUGAUAAAUGUAGCCCGAGAAAACUUGGCAAAGAUGGUCGGCGGAAAGCCCCAGGAUAUAAUCUUUACUUCAGGGGGAACAGAGGCAAACAACUUGGUAAUCCAUUCCACCAUGAAACUAUUUCAAGAAAGCCAUCAGUCUGAAGGAGACUGGCCGGCCAAGCAGCAGCCCAGCCUGGUCAGUGGGACCAAGCCGCACUUUAUCACGUGUACCGUGGAGCAUGAUUCAAUCCGUUUGCCCCUGGAACACCUUGUGAGAGAGGGUGUGGCAGAAGUCACCUUUGUCCCCGUGUCUAAGCUGAACGGUCAGGCAGAAGCUGACGAUGUCCUUGCAGCUGUCCGACCCACCACCUGUCUUGUGACCAUCAUGCUGGCUAAUAAUGAGACUGGUGUUAUCAUGCCCGUCUCUGCCAUCAGUCGCCGCAUCAAAGCCCUGAACCGGAAACGGGCGGCCUCCGGGUUGCGGAGCAUUCUUGUGCACACGGACGCAGCCCAGGCUUUGGGGAAGAGGCGAGUGGAUGUGCAGGAGCUGGGGGUGGAUUAUUUAACCAUUGUUGGCCACAAGUUCUACGGCCCCCGGAUCGGAGCCCUGUACGUGCGCGGCCUGGGCGUGGGCACCCCGCUGCGCCCCAUGCUGUUUGGAGGGGGCCAAGAGUGGAACUUCCGACCAGGGACUGAGAAUACUCCCAUGAUUGCUGGGCUUGGAAAGGCGGCAGAGCUGGUGAAUGAGAACUGUGACAUUUAUGAGGCCCACAUGAAAAAAAUCCGAGACUACCUGGAGGAGAGGCUACAAGCUGUGUUUGAAAAGAAGAGAAUCCACCUGAACAGUCUGUUCCCAGGCUCUGAUCGUCUCCCCAAUACCUGUAACUUUUCCAUCAGUGGUCCGCACCUGCAAGGUCGCAUGGUGUUGGCUCACUGCAGGAUGCUCCUGGCCAGUGUGGGGGCUGCUUGUCACUCAGACCAGGGUGAUCUACCGUCUCCCAUCUUACUGAGUUGUGGCAUUCCCCCUGACGUGGCUCGAAAUGCUCUCCGGCUCAGUGUUGGCCGGAGCACCACCAAGGAAGAGGUGGACCUUGCAGUGGAGGACCUGAGGCAGGCAGUCACUCGGCUUGAAACGAGCUCAGCCUCAUAGAAUAUGGAGCAGCCAUCCCCUGGGGGAGGCCGUGGAGAAGGGGCUCCAGCUUUCCUUUGGAUAAGGAUGGGGGUCCAACUGCAGUGAAGAAAAGCUUGCCAUGAUUCAUAGGAAACCGCGGUGGCCAAUCUUGGUCGAUUCAAUAUGGAAGACUUUAGAAAGUCCUUUAUUUAACAUGGAGGAAAAAAUAGAGGAUAACAGUAUCUAUGAAUGUAUAUUUUAGAAUGUAUAUUUUUAUUUUUGCAUCACUGACGUAAUGAUGGUGUGGUAAUUGAGACCACUCUUUGAGGUUGUCCAAGAAAGAUUUGUGUUGUGUGGCUGCCUUUUCUUAUAGGAAAGAAGGCAUGGGAUCCGAACGUGUGCAUCUCAUCACAGAUAUAGCAGCCCCUCUCUGGGUACUCAGACAGAAAGGCCUGGGAGACUUUUCUAAUGAGGAAGGUAUAACUGAUACAGCCAGAUAAGGAAGUCCCACCAGGAGCACUUAGGUGGGAAUGGAUGUGAAUGAAGAGGAAGGCCAGCUUCAAAGGUCCCUCACAGGCCGUCCUGUUUGGAACAGGGGAGGCAGCCAUUUAUUAGAAAGAGAAAAUCAGGGGCAGCUAGGUGGUGCAGUGGAUAGAGCACCAGCCCUGAAGUCGGGAGGACCU
This is a messenger RNA of Vombatus ursinus (common wombat), 2144 nucleotides long. RefSeq names its product selenocysteine lyase (gene SCLY). The coding region runs from base 154 to 1500 and encodes 448 amino acids. The record is from RefSeq and is a predicted model, not a curated record. The transcript has 12 exons. Lineage: Eukaryota; Metazoa; Chordata; Mammalia; Diprotodontia; Vombatidae.